Cucurbita pepo subsp. pepo (vegetable marrow) is the source of this 1080-nucleotide messenger RNA. NCBI's taxonomy places the organism in Eukaryota, Viridiplantae, Streptophyta, Magnoliopsida, Cucurbitales, Cucurbitaceae. The record is from RefSeq and is a predicted model, not a curated record.
UCCUUCAAAAUAAUAUGGUUAUCAUUGUCCCAUCAAUCAAUAAGAAAGGAAAUAUUACAAAUAUAAAUAAGGAAUAUAUGCACAAUACACAAUCAAUAAAACAAAAGAUAUAAAUGGAAAUCCAACAAAAAAAAAAAAAUGCAGAAAAGUUCAACAUCAUCUCCCAGCAGUUUGUUGGGAGAUGGAUUUUUGUAUGUUGAGAUGAGAAGCACCUCGUCCACUUAGUAUUGCAAGGCAGCAAACAUAAAUUAGAACCACCUUAAUGACAAGCCUCUAAGAUUAUAAACAUCCUCCAGACACUUCGGUCCAUUUAUGCUGAUGAUGUCGCAACAUUUACCAUCAUAUAUACCACAUAUUUUCGGACCAGUCCAAAUUUUCGAAUCGCUUCUAGUCAUUUUCUCAAUACCUGUUAAUAGUUUUCAGCCAGAUAUGUGUAUGUUUGAAUAUGACUUCAUUUAUUGGGAGAAGGGGAUCCACAGUACCAGAAUUUGGAUAAAAUUUGAUAACAACUGUACUUCAACUACUAGAGCAACCCAUGUGGAUAUCUUCAAUACUUUCGUUCUUAUCUCCUAUAUAUACAUACCAAAUAAACAGCAGAUAUCCAACUCAAAUCUUCUCACAUAUUCUCAUUUAAGCAGUACAAUCUACAAUUUCCAGAUUCAUCGCAAGAGCUCAACCCUUCAAAGUCAGUCCUUGACUGUUCUUUCACUUCAAUCAAUUUUAGACAUGGGAAUACGUCUACCUUCUCUUCUCCUUAGUGCCAAACAAAUUCUGAAGACACAGUCAGUAUCUGUACGAGGUCAAUCCAACGUACCCAAAGGUCACAUUGCAGUAUACGUGGGAGAAAUUCAGAGGAAGCGGUUUUUAGUUCCAAUAUCUUACUUGAACCAUCCUUCGUUUGUAAAUUUGCUCAGUAGGGCUGAAGAAGAGUUUGGAUUCAACCAUCCAACAGGAGGUUUGACCAUUCCCUGCAAUGAAGAAGCCUUCAUAGAUGUCACCUCCAGACUGUACACUUCAUAAAAGAUUGAAAAAGAAGAGCGAUCCAGCUUGCAGUUUUGACCACUUUUCUUUUCAUUUUCU